UCAGUGACAGAUCGAGAGGGGGGGGUGUCUGAGAGAGAGAAAGAGAAAAGUUAGAAAAGAAAGACUAAGACAAGGAGGGGGGCAGACACAUCAAACAGAUUCAGUUGAUCAAACAGAAAGUUGAAUUUCAUGAGAAAUUGAGAGCAAGUUGUAAAGACGAUAAAGGACCACAGAAAAUAUUGCUAUAGAUUGGAAAAAAAAAAAAAAUACGGAAGUUUCCCCAGGACAGGAUAUUCUUGCUUGUAGUAGACAAUGAAGCCACGGAUCCUGCAGUCUAUUCUGGUGGCUGGGCUGUUUUUUGAUUUGUUAUCUGCAGAAGAUGAUCAGUCAGCACCCUCAUAUCAUAACCAUAAAUUCAAGGUUCAUAUCACCGGGCUAUCAGUCAUGAUCACCUGUCCUAAGGAAGGAGAGACAACUCUGAAGAAAGACAAUGUAGCUAAAAGCUCAAAUAAAGAAGAACACGGACUGUAUUCUUAUUCUUCUUCAGAUAAUGGAUUAUAUAACUGUGAAAAUAAAUACCUCUACCUGCAUGCCUAUGUGUGUGAAACCUGCACAGAUGUCUCUAUUAUUAUGGUGGCCGUUAUCCUGAUUGCUGACGGCCUGGUCACAAUUGGUGUGUCCUUCAUCAUCUAUUUUGGCUGCAGGAGAAAAUCUGGACGCACCAGAGAAGGAGGAUUUGGAAAUGGAGGACAUAAGAAAGGCAGAAAAGAAGUUCCCCCGCCUGUUCCUAAUCCCGAUUAUGAGCCAAUCCAGAGAGGAAGGCGGGAAUUGUACGAUGGAUUGAACCAACCUUUUAAAUAAUCUACAGGACCUGUAUUUACUACCGUAUCUUAUUUUUUUCCUAUGUCUAUAUGUAUAAUGACUCCACUGAAGCUGUUUACAGAACAACUAAAGCCGCUGUUAGACAAUAAUAUAUGUCAUAGACUGUGUGUUACUCAGCUGCAUUAUAUAUGCAAUAAAAUAAAAGUCUGCA
Messenger RNA from Pseudophryne corroboree (corroboree frog), 973 nucleotides. Its product is annotated as T-cell surface glycoprotein CD3 epsilon chain. Lineage: Eukaryota; Metazoa; Chordata; Amphibia; Anura; Myobatrachidae. The record is from RefSeq and is a predicted model, not a curated record. Gene Ontology annotation, biological process: cell surface receptor signaling pathway; positive thymic T cell selection. The transcript is spliced from 6 exons. Gene Ontology annotation, cellular component: external side of plasma membrane; alpha-beta T cell receptor complex. Bases 253 to 801 code for a protein of 182 amino acids. Gene Ontology annotation, molecular function: transmembrane signaling receptor activity.